GGGGCGAACACCGGCAUAGUGAAGAGUUCCGGCUGCUCCCGCAAAGACAUCUGGGCUUUUGGAGGACUCGCUUGAGCGCUUUGAUUUCUGCAGUGCAGCGUGGGAUACUGGAAGGAGUCAGCGCAACAGACCGAGAGAAAUGGAUGUCUUUUUGAUGAUCAGACGUCACAAGACGACCAUCUUUACAGAUGCUAAGGAGUCCACCACAGUGUAUGAACUGAAGCGGAUUGUGGAGGGCAUCCUAAAGCGCGCACCUGAGGAUCAGAGGCUUUAUAAGGAUGACAUGUUGCUAGAAGAUAAUAAGACUCUUGGAGACUGUGGAUUCACAAACCAGACAGCCAGGCCUCAGGCUCCGGCCACAGUAGGACUGGCUUUUCGCAUCAGUGAUGAUGCUUUUGAGCCUCUAAGAGUAGAGCCCUUCUCCAGCCCCCCUGAGCUUCCUGAUGUGAUGAAGCCUCAAGACUCAGGCAGCACUGCCAACGAACAAGCCGUGCAGUGAAGGAGGAAUGGACGAUAAAGGGGGGGGCGGGGGGGGUGUAAGGCGGCAGGGGUGAAACAUUUCCAGAAGAGAAAGAAAAAUGUGUGUUUUAAAAUGGUGGUGUGUAUUGAGUUGCAAAAGUUGGGGGAGGGGGGGGGGGGGGCACAUGAGUGAGAGUGAUUUGUGUGAUAUUGUAACUUUUCAAAGAAUUUGAAUCGCUCUCCCUGUUACUCCUUACUUCCCAUCAAGCACUAGCAGCUUACUCUUACAUUAUUGUUGCGAACCCUCCCAGAAUUCAGUCUCUGCUCAUCUACACUUAAGCUGCCAAUCACAAUGCCCCUUUUGGUGUAGGGACAUUUUGAUUUGUUAAUGUGUUCCCCUCAUUUCUGAAUAAAUUACUCAUUAGUCAGACAGCUGUUAGUCACCUGUCAGAAGUGGUUGGAUAUCAGAAUAUUUAAACAUGUGCUUCGUAUUUAAUUAAUGCAAAUGUUAUUUUUGGAGAGUUAAAUGUUUUUUGCGUUUUGUGUGAUUAGAUCUGUUGGGGCUGGGGUGGGCUUGUGUUAGUGGCUGUAAGGUUUUACAAAUGCCCACUUUACUGAUUGCUUUUACAGUAUGCUGUGUGUUAAUGACUAUUGAUAUUAUAAUUUUUCUUAUUUAGAUCCGUCAUGAUUUUAUCAGGGUGCAAAGGCCAGAUGGGCUGAACAGUUUUAUGUAACCGAUUUACUAUAGUGUAAAUGGACGUGGAACUUACUGAAAAUCAGAAUGGGCAUGGAUGCAGUCAGGUUAUACCUGCAUAAUAGUGCACAGCACAUGAUUUAAGAUGAAUUCUGAGAAACUGGUUUCAUUGUAAAUACAUUUUUCCACUUGCAUUGUUUCUUGAAGUGUGUUUUGCUUUUCUUUACAGUUUUGUGUUGGAGUUUGUGUUCGCCUGUUUCUUUUUUGAAAUUUUGUUUUUUGUUUGUUUUUGUUGAAGCUAAAGUAUUGACGUUUGGUUAAUUCCUUGAUUUUCCAUUUAAAUCAGAGCAAUGUGUAAGUGCUAUUCAGGGUUUUGUUUUUGUUUUUUGUUUUUUCUGUGUGUGUGCCAUUUCAUAAUGGUGGAAAGACUCACUUAAAAAUUGAAAGAUCAAUAUGAAUGAAGCCUUUGGGCAUAGUUGCUUUAACAAGUGAAUGUUUAACUUUAACACAAACGCUGACAGUGUGCAUCCCCAAAAAUCUCAAAACCAUGUUUUUGAGAAUUCAGCCUUUUUCCUCAGAGAUUGCAGUAUUCCUUGACAGUACUCUUGCAAAAAUAAAAUAAGUUACAAAUAAACUGAAAAGAAAAUCAUGUUGCAGUAUCUGUAACUGCGUUCAAAUCGAAAUUAAAAUCUGCCCUUUUACACUC
Myxocyprinus asiaticus (Chinese sucker) is the source of this 1859-nucleotide messenger RNA. It is a transcript of the gene elob, whose product is annotated as elongin B. The coding region runs from base 140 to 499 and encodes 119 amino acids. Lineage: Eukaryota; Metazoa; Chordata; Actinopteri; Cypriniformes; Catostomidae. Gene Ontology annotation, molecular function: protein binding. Gene Ontology annotation, cellular component: VCB complex; elongin complex. The record is from RefSeq and is a predicted model, not a curated record. Gene Ontology annotation, biological process: transcription elongation by RNA polymerase II. The transcript has 4 exons.